Molecule: messenger RNA, 2521 nt
Organism: Urocitellus parryii (Arctic ground squirrel)
Lineage: Eukaryota; Metazoa; Chordata; Mammalia; Rodentia; Sciuridae
Gene: Iqck
Product: IQ motif containing K
Molecular function (GO): protein binding
Source: RefSeq, a predicted model, not a curated record
CAUGGCGGCGUCGCGGCAGACCUCAAGCCGCAGCGUUCAGCGCAUGGAGCCUAGCGGCUCCGCCGAAUCGUCUGUCGCCACCCGGACACCAGUGCCCACCUUGUCGUCCCCGUCCCCGGAGCUGCCUGUCUCGCCGGGGCAGGUGGCCGAGCUAUCGGGCAAAAACCUGUGGGAGCAGAUCUGCGAGGAGUACCAGGCUGAGCUGCCUCCCUUUCCAAAAGGAUAUGAAGUCAAACAAGAGCCUGAAAUUACUGUUUCGCCCCUGGAGGAGACGGUUUCCCACGGCUUCAACAUAGAGCACUAUUUCCCACCCCCGCCUUUCACCAGGGUCUCACAUAUACCCUGUCCUCUAAAGAUCUCAGAAACUGUUGAUCCAAAAACAUGUUCCCCCAGAAAAUAUUUGGAAACCUACAUCUUUCCAAUCCUGCUUCCUGGGAUGACUAGCCUCCUUCACCAGGCAAAGAAGGAAAAGUGUUUGGAGAGGAAAAGAACCAAAUUCAUUGCCUGUGAUUUCCUUACUGAGUGGUUAUACAACCAAAAUCCAAAGAGGACAGGGGCACCGUUCACAGAAUUUUUCUCUAUUCCAUUUGUGGAUGCAUGGCUAAAAGAUCACCCUCGACCACCAAUCCCACUGUCCCUCCUGCUGACUGACGUGGACGCUGCGAUUGCCAUUCAGUCCUUCUGGAGAGCCUAUCUGGYUCGCUGUGAUCCCGAGAUUCAAGAACUGCGUACCUGGCAGAAGAAGCUACGGGAGGACAAGUACAUUCGCCAUCGAGUGAGAAUAUUCUGGAUGAAACAGGAGCGCAAAGUGAAAUGCACCAUGGAGGAGUACCMGGAGCCAGCCCACCGGACUCCAGCACCAUGACCAUCACCCGGAUCUCUUCCCUCCAGCGCAAAUUACCCCGGGCAAGGAAAAUGUCCAAAUUGUGCUUUCUCUCUUGUGAUUUCUUUAAUGACAAGACUCAGUACAUGUGAAAACAGAAUCUUUUCUGCACAAAAUAGGAUCUGUCACAAACAUGCUUAGUGCAAUACUUUAGAAAAAUACCUGUCUUAACUUUCUGCAUUAUCCCAAAAUUCAUUCUUUAUUCUAGAUGUUUCUUCAGUGCUUCAGGAGCAUACUAUGCCAACUGCUAGCAAAACAUAUGAUGGAAAUCUAGUCCCAAGAGAAGUUGAAGUGCUGUUGUUCCACUUUUGCAAAAUUCCAUAUUUAGGUCUCAAAUCUCUGAAUUUCUUUUGUGGUGGUUGUUGUUUGGUUUUGCAGUUCUGGGGCUCAAAACCAGACUCUUGGACAUGCUGGGCAAGUGCUCUGCUACUGGGCUACAUCCCCAGGCCCGAGAUGAGAGACUGAAACUCAGACAACAAUCACAAAGGAUUUUUUGUUGUCGAGUUUCCCAAGUAUUAUAGAAAGUUCCAGCUUCUAUKGGUAAAUUAAUUAACUUAUUGCCCUUAUUUGUUCUGUGGUUUGCUGCUAACCAGGAUUCUCUCAUUCAAAAUGCCACAGUCUCAGCCGAAAGCCCAGUCGUGGUAUUGAGUCGUUUUGAUAAGCUCCCACACAUCUUAAGUAAAUAGUAAAGCCUUUAUUUUUGUGUUAAGAACAGCAUUUUGAAAAUAAAACYUAUCUGCCCAUGCUUAACAACCUUUUAAAUUUAUAAUAUUUAUAUACAGUCAUGUAUGGUACACAUUGAUUGUCUUAAAAUUUCUUGAAUAAUUUUUUUUUAUAAGUAAGCAAGUCAGCCAGGGGAAGAUAAAGGUCCAUUAUAAAACACACAUUAAUACAUUUAAUAAAUAUAUAUUAUCUAUCAAAAAUGAGCCUUAGCUCUUUAAUCAAUUAAUAAAAAGCACCUGCUGAGAACACCCAUAAGCUGGUAUAAUCRUUGCAUCCUUGGAUUAUAAAAGCACUAUGCCCCCUUUUAGCCUGGGGUUCUGCCCGAGGCAUUCCACCCAGCCUCGGCCAACCUAGAAAAACAUCCAGCGUGCCCGUGAUCAGUGUCCUGUCGGCACCUGUGCACUGGUCACCCAACUUCCAACACCCGACCUUAAUCCUGGAAACACCGGAACCCACAGGACUUCCCAGUUUGUAACACUCUCGAAGCUCAUUCCCUUAUACCCACCCUCCAUCUCUAACGGGGGGACAUCUAGGGCAGAAUGACAAUUUUCCGUUCAAUGGGAGGACAAGAGUGGAUGUUACAGUCCCAAAGCGGUUUCUAACUGGACAGGGGACUUGUGCUUACAAUUAGGGAUUAUUCACAGCUGCUGCCUCGGGGCCUUUCCCCCAAACAAGUCCUGGUUGCGUGAAUGGAUCUUCAACAGAGGUGCCUUCCAUCCUGGGUUUAAACCUCGGUGAGCCAAGAUGAAUUCUGGAGAAGACAGCCAACUCUCCCUCCUGCCCUCACCCCCAUCUCUGCCCCAUCCUAAGAACAUCCAGCCCACCUUGAGCCUUACAGCCAAAAUAAAACAAAACCCAAAGCGCAAUAACCUAUCAGGAAUUUUAAAAGGGAGGAAAGUCUCAUUAAGUGAGGAU